This is a messenger RNA of Hydractinia symbiolongicarpus, 556 nucleotides long. RefSeq lists its product as uncharacterized. Gene Ontology annotation, biological process: transmembrane transport. Gene Ontology annotation, molecular function: transmembrane transporter activity. The transcript has 6 exons. Bases 20 to 556 code for a protein of 178 amino acids. NCBI's taxonomy places the organism in Eukaryota, Metazoa, Cnidaria, Hydrozoa, Anthoathecata, Hydractiniidae. The record is from RefSeq and is a predicted model, not a curated record.
GAUUUGACACUUGUGGAAAAUGAACCUAAAGCAAAAACUUAAGAAUUUGGUUUAUGGCGACAAAAUCACACCAUUGCCGACUGGAACUGCACUUGUUUUAUUUAUCACACUGCUUCUUGGAUCAAUGAUUGUAACAAUGGUCUUUUCGUUUCUACCUGAAUUAGUCAAGUCAUUUGGUGUAUCUGACGUGGGGACAGGUUAUUAUGCCGGCUUAAUUGGCUCAGCUUUAUUCGCCGGUCGUGCAUUCUCAAGCCUAUUCUGGGGUUAUUUGGCCGAUGUAAAAGGCAAAAAAUUUGCAACCAUCCUGUCUGCCACAGCAUUAUCAAUCACCACAUUGGCAUUUGGAUUUAGCACAAGAUUUACUUGGGCUUUAGUGACGCGAUUUCUACAAGGCAUUUUCAUGGGAGUAAAUGUGAUUACAAAGGCUAUGAUGGCAGACGUUUGUGAUGACACUAACCAUGUAAAUUGUUUUCCUGCAAAAUUACCUUUAACUCGAAGUAUGCGCAAAGUGACGGCGUACAUUUUAUUCAGGCACAACUUUCUUUCUAAAUGUUGA